AUUUUGUGAAGAGUCCGGAGCGUGGAUGAGGCGAAGGUAUAUGUGAAAGAAGAAGGAGGGAAAUAAAAAGCCUUAUAGAUAAGAAAAACGACGCCGUUCCGGAGCUGGGGCCUCCUGGGCAGCAAGGCGAAAACCCCCAACCCUUCCUUCACUGGAGCUCAGCUUCGUGUUUUGUUUUUUUAUUUAAAAAAAACCCCACCCGCCCCACCGCACGCACACCCCUCCCAAUGUCUUAGAAUGAGCCGUUUUUUUAUCAAAACGGUGGCUUUACGGCCCAGCAUUGGCCUUGCAGUGAAGCCAGAGCUGGAUUGAAAGAUGUUAAUUUUGGGGGGAAAAAUCACUUUUUUUUUUCCUGCAGCAGCUGGGUUAGAGGAGGAAUCUUUUAGCCUCGCAUGAGCUCACCUCUCUCAGGCAUUUUUAGAAAUGGUGUUCAAAGGGCUUGGAUUGUUUCCUGCCUGGAGCUCUCCCCUGCCUGGUUCUGCAGUAACCGUGGCUGGAACAAGAGGGUGAGAGGGGGGAAAAAGGACAGAAAAAUGAAAGAGAGAGAGAGAGAGAAAAAAAAUCGUUACUGACUUUGACCUUUUUACACCUCCAGUUUUUCUAAUCUGGGCUAUUUUUAUUUUUGUUUUUUUACAGCGAGAUUUUUUUGAUCUUCAGCUACAGUAAGUUAUUCAAUUUUUUCCAAUUUUUUCCUGCCUUUCCACUGAUUUCCUUUUUAUCGUUGUUGCUAGUUACUUAUUGAUAUUAUUGCUACUAUGAUGGUGGUGACUGUGACUAUGAUGAUGUGUUGCUGAUGGUGGUGAUUAAAAAAAUGACUGCUGAUUUUUAACCGGAUGAAAAUGGAGUUUUUCUGAGUGGUCCUAACUGACUCUGGGCUUUUAACCCCUUGGGGGGGAAAACACAACAAGGUUUUUAAAACACAUUUUUUUAAAAAGUGGAUUGAUCGCGUUUAACUCUUUUUUUCCCUCCCUCCCUGAUUGCCUGGCUGCUAAGAACGGAACCCAAUUUCUCUCCAGAACUUGUUUGAACAUCUCAGGAAGUUGCUACACUUUUUUAUUUUUAUUUUUUAUUUUUUAAUAUUUCAUUUCUGUGCAAUUUUUCAACUGUUGCUGCAAUGUGUCUGUGGUGCUGAUCGCUCGCUAGCAGUGACAGCCUUCCCUUGGUCAGACCCUGCCCCCCCCUUCCUGUCUCAUACCCUUCAGUUCCCGUCUUGAUCUUUUCCUCCACACCGUCCCUCCCUUACAAACGCCGUCAUGGACGCCCAGUCUGGAUUGGCAGAGGCCGUUACCUGCGGAGCCUUGCAUGGAGCAGACACAAACCCAUCUUGGCUGAUGGUAAGGGGCUGAGUUGGCUUACUUCCAGGCUUCAGCAGCCAUCCCUCUUAAAGGCCUUGCUGAAAAAGAGUACACACCUGCACUUCAAGCAAAACUCUUGUUAGCAGAUCUGAGUGGACUGUUCAGGUCUUCAUUGCCUUCUGUGCAUGCAGCCACUUUAAGGGUCAGAAGUGGGGGAGAGAGGUUGUCUUGUUUUGGGGAGCAAAACCAAGUUCAACAACCAAGCUCAGUAUAUCUUGUUGCACUGGGCUUUGUGGGUGGGGGGGUGACCUGGCCAGUUUUGUGUGGUGGGCUCUUUUCUUUUUUAAAAAGUGGCAACAAAACUACACUCCCAGAGUAUAAUUCUGUGUUAAAAAUUGCAGUGCAUGCGCACAUACUUGGAAUCUUUUGCCCGUUACUUGACCCUGAUUAACAGAUUGAACAAUCUCUUUUAACAGUUGAGUUAUAUAUACCGUAUAUUCCGGCGUAUAAGACGACCCCCAACUUUUCCAGUCAAAAUACAGAGUUUGGGAUAUACUCGCCGUAUAAGAAAUACGGCCCGGUGUAUAAGACGACCGCCGACUUUUGAGAAGAUUUUCCUGGGUUAAAAAGUACACUACUCUUAUACGCAGGAAUACACAGUAAAAAUAAUUGAGUAUGUCACAGUGCCCAAGUUACCUUGAUGCAUUGCAGAGAUUAAAAGAAGUCUCUGCCAGCAGACUUAGGAUAGACAUGAGAAAGGCAACGGGGGCGGGAAUGAAACAAGCAAGUUCAGGCAAUAACUUUGUGAAAAGUUACAUCAUGAUCAUUAUUAAAGGUAGUGGUGGUGGCUGAUAAAGGCUUUGGUUAAUAAUGAAAUAAUAGCUACUCUCUAUGCCUUGGGUACAGCACCAUCCUGACAGCAACAAAUGGAAGAAGUGCAUGCUAGGUGCCAGCUAAAGUCAUGGGACCUCUCUUUGGAACCAAGUUUGGUGGUCAUAAUAUGGCUUUGGUAACUCAUGGACAGACGUGUAAUUGGCAGCCAGCACAUUUUGUUUUGGUUUGUGAGUCAAACCCAUUCAUUGCUACUCUGCUUUCCCUGAGAGCAGUAGAAUGUGCAGAGAGCUUGCGGACCAGGCUUUUGAAGAAAGCAGCACCCCUCUGCAUCUUCCAAAAAACCUGUGGAAGGAAACCUAGUCAUUCCUUGCCACCUCAGCUUGCUGCAAUUUGCCAAAGCCUAACUUGUGAGAGAGAGAGAGAGAGAGAAUGUUUGUUUUUUCUUCCAGUUGGGUUUUUGCCGAAGGCAUCAGCAGAGGGGGACUCCUGGCAUUUCCCGCAAAAUUGCAGCUUUGAUGUAUGAGAACCACCCAUGGGAAUGGAUGGAAGUGACCCUUUUAUCCAUGCAGGAAAGGGAAUAAAGGAGGGCUAAUACUCCCCUCCUUCCCAUAAUAGAUAGAUAGAUAGAAAUUUUAAAGAGAGAACAGCAAAGCACAGUUGAUGCUUUCUGUGGAAACGCCUGGGAGCAAAACCACUUUUCUUCUGAUUCAGGGGGGGGGUGUCCCCCAUGAGUUGGACUUCUGAAAGAAAGUGUCAGCAUCUCCUUGCUGCCUGCAUCAUGAAUUGAACUGGACAGGAAAGAGAUUGCCUCUUCAUUCCUCCAGAAAAGAGAAAGAUAGUGUCAUUUCUUCCUUUAUCCCUCUCCCCUGUUUUUGGCAGGAGGGAGCCAUGGGCCGCAAAAGCCCAACUUGCAAGAGAAAGAGAGUGUGUUGUUUUUGUUGUUACUUACUGAAUUUAUUUGUUGCUUUCUUGAGAUGAUAAUUUAUUUGUUGCUUUCUUGAGAUGAUAAAAGCAUACAUUAUACAAAAUACAACAUUCACCAGAAAAAUAAGACUACAAGUACCACAUUGUGCAUGCACACGAAAGCUCAUACCAAUGACAAACUUACAGUUGGUCUCUAAGGUGCUACUGGAAGGAAUUUUUUUUAUUUUGUUUCCACAUAACAUAAAAACACCUUGUUUCUUCCCCUGAAGCAUUGGGCGGGAUGGUGGUGGUGAAAGGGGGUACUUCCCUGCUAACAGGACUUGUGAUAGAAGUGCAGGGGUGGUCAUCAGUUGGGGGUAAAGCGCUCACGUACAGUGAGGAGGCAAGUGGAUUUAUCAAGCCCUGCAAGCACUAAAGCUGGGUCUCCUCGGAGCCUUGAACAGAGGGCCUUCUGACUGCCCUUGGCGUUUGGCCAUUAGAAUUGUUUUCGGUAGAGGAUGAUUAACGAAACACUCAUGCCACCUUGAGGUCGCACAGAAAGGUGAUAGCACCAUAAAUCUAAUUUCUGUCCCUGUGCUUUGCUGCAUAUUGUCAGUCCCAUAUACACCUCCUGCUAUUAAUCCUGUUUGCUGGCCUUUGGCUGCAGUGUAUGCUGUGACCACACACAAACACAUUUACCUUGUUUCGGAUCACAAAAAUCAUGUUCUAGUCUUUUCCUCUGCCCAUCUCAAACAAAACUGCUAGCUGGAACUGAAAGUGUUGAAUCUUUUGAAAGGUCUUGGGAUUUUCCCCGCGGCUCUAUUCAUUAUCCAGAGGUUGCUCUCCAUUCUCAUUUUGUUAUUGCAACAGUCCUGUGAAGCAAGUAUAGACAGAGAGUGUUCAUGAGCCUCUGGGAGUUUCAUUGCUGGACAGAGAAUCUAACAUGGACCUCCAGCAGUGAAACUUAACAAUCAGUCCCCUACUCUGUUCACUUGAUGGCAUGGGUCUGGGUUGUUGAGUAUCACAUGCAACAGAACUAAAUGUGUCAAGGUGGGAGCAGGAAAGUAAAAGGCAUUGCCAUGUUGGAUUUUUGUAAAUAGCUUGGGGGGGGGAAGAGAAUGUGUGUGCGUGAGAGAGAACGUGAGCAGCGUUGAAUGUUCCUCCAUGCUGAAACUUCUUUCCCAGGCUACUUUCAGAUGUAUUACAAGACCACUCUGAGUUUGUACAUAGAUGAAGUUCUGAUACUGAUUUAUGUUAGUUUCCACUGGUCGCUUUAAAAAUAUAUUCUAAGUACUGUAUAACUGUGUUAAAGGGACGCGGGUGGCGCUGUGGUCUAAACCACCGAGCCUAGAGCUUGCCGAUUAGAAGGUCGGCGGUUCGAUUCCCUGCGACGGGGUGAGCUCCCGUUGCUCGGUCCCUGCUCCUGCCAACCUAGCAGUUCGAAAGCACGUCAAAGUGCAAGUAGAUAAAUAGGUACCGCUCCGGUGGGAAGGUAAACGGUGUUUCCGUGCGCUGCUCUGGUUUUGCCAGAAGCGGCUUAGUCAUGCUAGCUACACGACCCGGAAAAACUGUCUGCAGACAAACGUCAGCUCCCUCAGCCAGUAAAGCAAGAUGAGCGCCGCAACCCCAGAGUCGUUGGUGACUGGACUUAACUGUCAGGGGUCCUUUACCUUUUUUAUAAUGAUGUUAACUAGGUGUGCGCAAGAGACUUGUGUAGAUGAGCAGGCUCCAUUGUUGCUCCAUGUAAGUGGUUGAAAUGAGGCUGGGACACGAACCAGAAUCUCAUUUCCUUGUUUAACAAUCUAAAGAUCACAGCAAGGUCUUGGCACUUUUGUUUUAAGCAUCUAUAAAUGGAGGUCCAAAGUUAGAUAGCAUUCACUUGCUGUUUUUGAAAGAAGUUUUGUUGAGAAAACUGUCUGAGUUGUCUCACUACUAGAAAUUCCGCUAGGUGGUGACUAAGCUUUUUGUAUCGGUUUCAUCUGGAGCUGGGUUUUCUGUAGUUGUGUUACUUACAAAGCUGGUUAAAAACAAAAUUGAGGGCUGGGAGUAAAAUUGAUUCUACCCACAAGAUGCUUGUCGUUGAAAUAAGGGUCUUAGCGGUUGACGUGAUAAGAGACCCACCCAUCUUGGAAUACCACUGCUAGCUUUAGACACAAUAUCAUGCACAGCCUAUGCUUGACAUGGGCACAGGUGUCUCUUGUGGGAGAAUGUGGGUGGUUCCGUGGCAGGCUGAUGGCAAAGCCACCUCACUUCCUUUAGUGCCUUAUGAGAAAUGGUCUUUGCCUAGUGGCAAUCAUUUUUUAAAAAAAGGAAAACGCAGUUGCUUAGCAAUUCUGCUAUGCCUUACUGCUUGCAGGAUGGAUCUGAGAUUUUCCAGCAUGCCUCAGGGAUGAUAGCUUCUCGUUCAAAGGGGGAAGCGCUUCCUGCCAGGCUGUGUGUGUAUUCUGUUGUCUGCGUGUGUGCGCAUGUGCGCAUGUGUCAAGACGCUGAAAUCCCACGUGACUGCUUUCCCUUUUCUGACAAUCUUCCUCCUCCAGCACCAAGCCUGUGUUCCUGCUGCAUACUUGAGUCAUGGCCAGCAACGUCACCAACAAGACAGACCCACGCUCCCUGAACUCCCGUGUGUUCAUUGGCAAUCUCAACACGCUAGUAGUGAAGAAGUCGGACGUGGAGGCCAUCUUCUCCAAGUAUGGCAAGAUCGUGGGCUGCUCUGUGCACAAGGGCUUUGCCUUUGUGCAGUAUGUGAACGAGCGCAACGCUCGUGCUGCCGUGGCAGGAGAAGAUGGCAGGAUGAUUGCAGGCCAGGUCCUAGAUAUUAACCUGGCUGCCGAGCCGAAGUUGAACCGGGGCAAAGCUGGGGUGAAGAGAUCGGCCACAGAGAUGUACGGGUCAUCUUUUGACCUGGACUAUGACUUCCAGCGUGACUACUACGACAGGAUGUACAGCUACCAAGCGCGGGUGCCGCCUCCGCCUCCCAUUGCCAGGGCUGUGGUGCCCUCCAAACGCCAACGGGUUUCUGGCAACACCUCCCGCAGGGGCAAGAGCGGAUUCAACUCGAAGAGUGGGCAGCGGGGGUCGUCUUCCAAGUCUGGAAAGUUGAAAGGAGAUGAUCUGCAGACCAUUAAGAAGGAGCUGACCCAGAUUAAGCAGAAAGUGGAUUCCCUGCUGGAAAGCCUGGAGAAGAUAGAGAAAGAUCAAAAACUGAAGAAUGACAAGUCUGAGGAGGAGCAAAGCAGCAGCUCAGCCAAGAAAGAAGAGAGCAAUGUCAAGAUGGAGUCUGAGACUGGGGCGGAUGACUCCGCUGAGGAAGGGGACCUGCUGGACAAUGACGACAAUGAAGACCGGGGAGACGACCAGCUGGAGUCCAUCGAGGGGGAUGACAAGGAGCCCGAAGAAGGCGAAGAUGACAGAGACAGCGCCAAUGGCGAAGACGACUCCUAAGCGCCCAACACACCUCUCCUCUCUCCUCCUCAACAAACACCGACGUUCUUCUGAUAUUGAGCCUCACCAGCCCCUUGUCGGCUGCCUCCUCACUGCCCUCUUCCCUCCCUCCAUCCCAGAGCCCCGUGUGUUCAUGGCGUGUCUUCUGUUGCACCUGUCCUUUCUCCUCCCCCCCUGGCCAGACCCCCGAAAUAUCUCCUAGUAGUUCAGUUAAAUCCCCUGUAAUUCUCCUCUUUUAAUUUUGAUACCUCUUUAUUGACUUAACAAUUAAAAAGGACGUAUUGUUUUUAGA
Molecule: messenger RNA, 6765 nt
Organism: Zootoca vivipara (common lizard)
Lineage: Eukaryota; Metazoa; Chordata; Lepidosauria; Squamata; Lacertidae
Source: RefSeq, a predicted model, not a curated record